AUGUCAGAUUUUAUAAAAGCUUCUGAGUUUUAUCAAGAAUUAUUCAAAGCUAAAGAAUCAUUUAAUAUAUAUGAAGAUUAUGAGUUUAAGGCAGUAUGUGAUAUCUUGCAUACCAGAAUGAUUAAGUUAGAAGAAAUUAAUAAUGAUGAUUAUAAUGGAGCUGAUUCUCUUACUGAUGAAGAAAUGAUUCAAAUCUUUAAGCAUCCUAAUAUGUCAAAUAAUACAUCAGAUGGAAAUAAUGAAGGAUUAGAUUCAUAA
This is a messenger RNA of Funneliformis geosporum, 258 nucleotides long. NCBI's taxonomy places the organism in Eukaryota, Fungi, Glomeromycota, Glomeromycetes, Glomerales, Glomeraceae. The record is from the annotation of a GenBank genome assembly.